This is a messenger RNA of Lathyrus oleraceus (garden pea), 1902 nucleotides long. RefSeq lists its product as uncharacterized. Gene Ontology annotation, molecular function: zinc ion binding; nucleic acid binding. The record is from RefSeq and is a predicted model, not a curated record. Bases 58 to 1902 code for a protein of 614 amino acids. Lineage: Eukaryota; Viridiplantae; Streptophyta; Magnoliopsida; Fabales; Fabaceae. The transcript has 2 exons.
ACAAUUGUGUAUUGUUACUAAUCUAACUUUUAAGUUGUGUUGUGGUGAUAAGUUGAAAUGGCUGGAAGGAAUGACGCUGCAAUGGCUGCCGCAAUGCAAGCGAUGGCACAAGCUGUGCAGAACUUGCCAAAUGCUGGUGGAGAUGCUGGAUCACGUAGCUUGGCGACUUUUCAAAGAGAGAAUCCGCCGGUGUUUAAAGGGAAGCAUGACCCAGAUGCAGCCUUGGGAUGGUUGAAAGAGAUCGAGAGAAUCUUCCGGGUUAUGGAUUGCACUCCAGCUCAGAAGGUUCGGUAUGGUACUCACAUGCUAGCAGUCGAAGCUGAUGACUGGUGGCUAGAGACUUACGAGAGGUUGACCGUAGCAGGUGAAGUCAUUACUUGGGAUGUAUUCCGUAGGGAAUUCAUGAGAAAGUAUUAUCCGGAGGAUGUCCGUGGUAAGAAAGAAAUUGAGUUCCUUGAGCUGAAGCAAGGAAACUUGUCUGUCACUGAUUAUGCUGCAAAAUUUGUGGAGUUGUCCAAAUUUUAUCCUCAUUACACUGGUGCUGGUGCUGAAUUUUCAAAGUGCAUCAAGUUUGAGAACGGACUGCGCUCUGAAAUUAAGAAGGCUGUUGGGUAUCAGAAAAUACGCAUUUUUACUGAAUUGGUGGAUAGCUGCAGGAUAUUUGAAGAAGACAAUAAUGCUCAUUACAAGAUUGUCAGUGACCGCAGGGGCAAGCAACAUCAAAAUCGUGGCAAGCCGUAUGAUGCUCCAGUGGGAAAAGGGAAACAAGGAGCUGCUCCGGCUCAGAGGACUAGUAGGGGAGGUGCUCCUGCUGGUAUAGUUUGCUUCAAAUGUGGUCAGGCUGGUCAUAAGAGUAAUGUAUGCACUGCUGAAGUAAAGAGGUGUUUUCGCUGUGGUAAGACUGGCCAUGCAAUAGCUGAUUGCAAGCACAAGGAAAUGAUUUGUUUUAAUUGUGGCGAAGAAGGGCAUAUUGGAAGUCAGUGUCAGAAGCCAAAGAAAUCUCAAACUGGAAAGGUGUUCGCAUUGACCGGAACUCAAACCUCCAGUGAGGACAGACUUAUCCGAGGUACAUGUUUCAUAAAUGGUACUCCUUUAAUUACUAUUAUUGAUACCGGUGCUACACACUGUUUUAUUUCUGCUAACUGUGCUCGAAGACUGGGUUUAAAAUUGUCCGCUUUGAAUGGUGAAUUGAUUGUUGAGACCCCAGCUAAGGGAUCAACAACUACUUCCUUGGUGUGUUUAAAUUGUCCUUUGUCGAUCUUCGAUAAAGAUUUCUAUGUUGAUUUAGUAUGUUUGCCGUUGGGUGGGAUGGAUGUAAUUCUUGGUAUGAACUGGAUGGAGUAUAAUUAUGUUCAUAUAAAUUGUCAUCAUAAGUCGGUGAGGUUUUCCACUCCUGAAGAGGAAGGAGUUGACUUAUUACCUUUCAGAGAAUUGCGAAAAUUGAUGAAAGAGGGAGCUCAGAUGUUUUCUUUGAUGGCGACGUUGUCGGUUGAGAGUAAAGCUAAGAUAGAGGAACUGUUAGUGGUGAAAGAAUUCCCUGAAGUUUUUCCUGAUGAAAUUCCUAGUGUGCCGCCAGAGAGGGAAGUUAAAUUUACUAUUGAUUUGGUGCCUGGUACUAGGCCUGUUUCGAUGGCACCGUAUAGAAUGUCGGCAUCUGAAUUGUGUGAAUUAAAGAAGCAAUUGGAAGACUUACUUGAGAAGAAGUUUAUAAGACCAAGUGUGUCACCGUGGGGAGCUCCAGUGUUGCUAGUAAAGAAGAAAGAUGGUAGUAUGAGGCUUUGUAUCGAUUAUAGACAAUUGAAUAAAGUAACGAUCAAGAAUAAGUAUCCACUACCGAGAAUAUAUGAUUUGAUGGAUCAAUUAGUGGGUGCUUGUGUGUUACUUAGUUUAUGUCAAAGUUGA